Molecule: messenger RNA, 1098 nt
Organism: Rotaria sp. Silwood1
Lineage: Eukaryota; Metazoa; Rotifera; Eurotatoria; Philodinida; Philodinidae
Source: the annotation of a GenBank genome assembly
AUGGUUGCGGCCUUCAAUAUCACCCAGGAAGCUCGUAUUCCAUGCAUGGCUCACCGAUGUAAUACUACUAUUGAGACAGCCUGGAGUAGAGAAGAUGCAAAAAAUCCAACGUUUGCAACCUUCAAUCUUGCAGUUCGUGAAUUACGUAAGUAUACCAAUCAAACGAGUGGUAUUCAGGAUAAAUUAGCAAAGACACUGAAAGGUGGUUGUGGUACACGCCCUUGGCGAUCAUAUUUUACCAUUCAUGAUUCGUUAAAUGAUUCUUUUGAAGAACUCAAUACUAUACUACGUGACAGACAAGAACAAUACCGAUUAUUCAACAUCGAUCCUGUUCUAUUGAAUGGAAUAGUUCAAUUAAUGCGACCAUUUUCAAUGAUUUUAGACAAACUCGAAAUGGCCAAUCAGCCGACAUUGCAAAAUGUCGUGCCCAGUUAUUAUCGUAUGAUGAACGGCACUCAAAUUAAUGCGAAUGAUCAUAAAAUAAUCAAAGAAUUGAAAUCUGAAAUUAGAUAUUGUCUUGAUGAAAAAUAUUUACCUCCGAUUUUACAGAUUCAUUGGGUUGAUCGUUCAUAUUUGGAAACACAAAAGAAUGAAGUUCGAAAAGGUCUUCAUAUUCUUGCGUCUGAUAUCAUCCAGCAAUUCGACAGUUCUCAUUCAUCACAAUCACAACAUGUAUCAAGUACUUCACCAUCAACAUCAUCAAAACAUAUUAAAAAUGAUCCAUUUGCUGAUUUCCGUAAUAAAAAAAGUACACAAAAAUCAUCAAUUCAUGAUACAAAUACAUUUGCAAAAGAAUUAGAUCAACAAAUUCAAAUAUACGAAAAUAUGGAAGUUGAUGACGGUUACGACAACAAUCCAUUCACAUUUUGGUACAGUCACAAAGAUGAUCUUUCACUGCUCGCCAAAAUUGCAAAGUCUGUGUUGGUGAUUCCAGCUUCUUCAGCUGAAAGUGAACGUCACUUUUCUAUGGCAGGUCAAAUAGUGACCGAACUUAGAAGUUCACUUGAUCCUGAAUAUGUGGAAGCUCUUGUAGUGCUCAAAGAAGCAUACAUCAACAAGAUGUGGCCAACUAUCCCACUAUCUAAUGAAGAAUCUUAA